Messenger RNA from Bombus pyrosoma, 896 nucleotides. RefSeq lists its product as uncharacterized. The record is from RefSeq and is a predicted model, not a curated record. The coding region runs from base 129 to 896 and encodes 255 amino acids. The transcript has 4 exons. NCBI's taxonomy places the organism in Eukaryota, Metazoa, Arthropoda, Insecta, Hymenoptera, Apidae.
GACCACCUGGCCGGUGUCCUAGCCUAUUUCCUGCAUGUAUAAAUCUUCAUAUAGCUACGAUCGAACGUUUACAGUGUAUCGCGACCGAUUAGGAGAACAUAUCUCCAGUGGUGUGCUCGUGUUUCGAGAUGCACCCGCGUGCAUUCUACGUGUUCAUACUUGUCAUCCUUGUGACCGAUGGCGCUAGUUGCGACGACAAUACGAAGUGGUACACAGGCCUACGUACCGUGCUUCAGAAUUGUCCAUUGGAAUCCUGGAACAAUUCAGGGCAAGAUGAGUUUUUAGAGAAGUUUCGAAAAUGCAUGCAGGAACAUGCACUGGCUGCUUUGGAUGCACUUCUAGUUGAUGAUAUUAUACCAGUUUUCGAGGGGCUGGAUUUAGUAAGGUUCCACGAGGACAAGAAUUUUACGGACAAUUAUAGAGAAAGUGAGAUAGGGGAUGAUACUAAUUGGACAGCCGUUAUCGUAAAGCGAUUGUUACGAGUUUUACGCACUCACGUGUUCAAAGUCGACGUGGAUUAUCUGACCAAUAAAAUUAUUUCUCUCCUUAAUAAUGAAGCAACUGAUGUAGAUAGCUACAAGUUCGAAGGCCGCAGGCGUCGCCACCGUCGUAAACAUAACCACAUGGUGCCGCUGAUGAUGAUGGGCUUCCUCCUGAUGGGUUCGAUCUUGAUACCCAUGGGUUUCCAGUUCCUCGCGGUUCUCGGUGGCAAGGCGUUGCUCUUGGCCAAAAUGGCCUUGAUAUUGUCUAGUAUCCAAGGCCUAAAAAAAAUAGCAACAAAUGGCGUUAAUUAUGGACUGUAUCACGCUCACCCUGUGGCAGAGGGUUGGCACGAUAGAAGCCAUAUAGAGUCUCCACAUUUAGACUUACCUUUUCCACCGCCGCUUCGUCCCUAA